Maylandia zebra (zebra mbuna) is the source of this 1203-nucleotide messenger RNA. The record is from RefSeq and is a predicted model, not a curated record. Lineage: Eukaryota; Metazoa; Chordata; Actinopteri; Cichliformes; Cichlidae.
UUACGCCACAGUAGCGCUCUGUUGCUAAUGGCUACUAGCUUUGUGUGUCUACUUACACGCUAAACCAGGAUGUUGAAUGUUGUACCUGCUAAACGUGAUAUCACAGUCAGUUUGUGGCGUGUGUUUGAUGUUUGUGUGCAGGAAGCAGCACAGUUUGUGGGUUCAGGGUGACGUGCAUCGGUCUAAACAGAAGCUGGUCCAACAGAGACUGAGUCGGCAGCAGCAGCUGCAGCAGCAGCUGCACCGCUCUGACUCUGUGCAGGGAGGCAAACAGGAGGCAGUGUCCUCGCUGCUUUCCAGCAUGGAUGACCUGUCAAUCAACACCGUGCUCUGCAAGUCAUAUAGCUUGGAUGAGAAUAACUGCAAAGAAGUCAGUCUGACACAGGGAGACGAACUGAGAGCACUGAAGGGAAAACGCCCACCGAGAUCAGCGUCAUCCUGCUCAAGGUUAAACCUGUCCAAGACUUCACACCGCUCCAUCCUCCCUCCCCCGAAGCCCUCCAAAGUCCACCUCACCCCUUCUUCUACUAAGACGCUGAGACGAAGUUCCUCUACCACCACUGCUCCGCAGAUCAGGAGUCCCUUCAGCCUCACGUUGUUCAGCACCAGGCCAGCACUGAUUCACUGACUUCACACUUGGGACGUUCUGGUCAUGAAUCAGCCCAGCUGAUGAUGGACUCGCUGGAGACUGCAUCAGCUCUCUUGCACGUUUAACCCUAGAACACUAUCGCUAUAAAUAGUAACACAAUCGCUAAUGCCGGGUGAUUUUUACCCGAUAUAAUAUAACCAAUAAAAAGUAAUCAAAUAUAUCAAAAUAUGACAACACAUGACAAAUUAGAGUGGUCUUCUUUUACUUUCAACUGUGCCAUGUCUAACAAAAUGAAAGAAAAACCCUCCUAAAACAAAAGAAUGACUCUGGAAAGCUGGUCUUUGGUCCACCCAUUCCUGGGACAUUUGAGACUUCCCUGGUGAAGGCACAGGCUCCUCGACACGCAAACAGCUGCAGGAGAGAGAAAUCAUGUAAAUGUAUUUGCUCGGGUGUAAAUCACCCAGCGAUAGCGUUCUCGGGUUAAUAGGCUGUAAAUGCUUUUUUAGCCCCAAUAACUACUUUUCGUUUCGACAGAGCCAACAGUUUGUCACCACUUUAACUGGUCACGUGGCCCAUUCUGUGAUAACAGGGCCGACACCAUAAAUCAUCACGUC